Somion occarium is the source of this 2373-nucleotide messenger RNA. Lineage: Eukaryota; Fungi; Basidiomycota; Agaricomycetes; Polyporales; Cerrenaceae. The record is from the annotation of a GenBank genome assembly.
AUGGUACAAUGGUGUAGUGGCUGUAGCGGCCCUAAACCGGGAAUGUGAGGUGGUCUAAAGCUUCAACGGGUAAACUCAUCUGUGCGCUGGUUCAAGACCGUCCCCUCCAGAAAACUUGGUGGCCUUAUACCUCUCGCCUCGUAAGGGAUGAUCAGGUCCGGGAUAAACCGUCCUUAUCAGGCCAGGGAAGCAAUUCCGCAACCUGCAGGACGCGCCGAGUUAGUCUUCGGAGACAAGGACGAGUCGUCUGUUCGCGCGGACGAGCCGUGCCUCUCGCAAACCUUUUGCCUCUGUAUAGAGAGUAUAUCUUUUUGUUCAUACCACAAAGACUACUGUACAACCUGGCAGUCGCUCGGCUAAUAUUUGUUUCUUGCUAGAACAUCCAACCACCUUCGACGGACAUUACUUGUUGAAAGCCGUCAUGACGCGUUAUAGUGUGUUUCUGGGUGCGCCCUCAAACACAAACAUUUAUGCCGAAUUAGACGGCGAACAAAAGUGUUCCUAUCGUUGGUAUACUGCAUCAUCCCCGGAUCUGGUUCUUCCUCCUGGAACUCUGGAAGCGGUUAGUCGCCGAAUAUCUAUGCUAUACGAGAACAUUAUCUUCGACAGAGAAGAAGAGGAGGGUGAUUAUGCAGGAAUUUCUGUACAGAGCGAAGGCGAACAAAUUGAAAUAGACCGGACCACCUUCAUUACCUGGCCUCCUACCACUAUCGAGCGAGGAAUAUCUGCAUCUAAAUCCAGAAUUUCAUUCUUGCAUGCGUCAACCAGCAUUUCUCGCAUGCAGACCAUGCAGGGGACUCAGGAGACUCAAGAAACAGGUUCCUAUGACCAUUCAAGCGCGUCAUCCAUUACUCGUUUUCCCGCAUUUCAUUUCAGCCUGCACGGCGUCACUUCCUUGGCUCAUCUCGUCGGCCGAUUACAUUCCGAGCAAGAUGGUGCGAGAAAGGUGAACAUACUUGUUGCAAUUCUAGAGGUAGAAGGGCCAGACGUAAUUCGUGUGAAGAAAGGCAUCGACGCCGGGAAGGAAGUAGCGGUUCUUAAACUUAUUCUAGGAGACGACGAUGGCAGCGUUUGCAAAUUGACUGCCUGGAGAGAAGUAGCUGAAUGCUGGGGCGGUUCAGACCCUGACCCAUCUGCUCCAGGGAUCAAGAGAGGUGACAUUGUUCUCCUGGAAAGUACGUCCGCUCACCAAGGAAGCCCUGUCAAAGUCAACCUUAUACAGAUCUCCGUCUUCUUCCAUUACUCAUUCAUACUCGUGACCCAAAUAGACGUACUCGUUUCAUCAGAUCCUGCCAACACUUCACAUCUCUCACUGACGGCAUCGCCCCACCUGAAAUCCAAAGCUGAAAUAUGCUACCGCACAAUGCCCAAUAGCCCAGAGGAUGCCCGCUUCCGACCCGAUUUACGACUGGGCUUCAGCGAUAGCACGGUUAGGAAGGUCUCAGAAGUCGUUUCCUGGUUCGAAUCAAUGGCUGGAUUACGCUAGCCACACCGCGAGUCUCACAGACUUUACUCGGUUUCUUUCUAUGUGAAAAGAAGACCUUAAGCCUGCGAGUCUAGUCGGGACGAUCACUUAGCCGCGACAGGACGUGUCCAGGAGGCUUUGAGACGAUUGAAUGGUACCGCCUUAAGCUGCGGUAUGAUUUGCACCAGGACUGCACGGUUCGCAGCAGAUGUAGAUGGAUAUCGAUCGCUAUGUUCUAUUAUCUGAAUGGUAUCCGAAGAUGACCCGACCCAUAAGGAGAAAGCAAUGUUAAAGGUUCGUCUUCUCCAUAGCCGGACAUGACCUGCCAACUGAGAAUCAUGGCAAGUUCAGGGUCAUCUUAUUCAUCGGAAGCGUCUUAUUUCCAUUUCAGACGGACAAUCCCCCUUUGCCCUAGUCCCGUGUCAUUCUUUGUCGAAGCACAAUUCCCUUCUGAUGACGCAUCUUAGUAUUUAUCAAGCAACAUGUUCCCUACUUGCGGCCCAGGAACAAGCCUCGGUCUAACUUUAUAAUAUUAUUCGAUUAUUCGUGGCAAACGGCAAGCCGAAAGAGACGUGUAGAAGCGUCAAUUAGAAGAGUUCUAAAGAGCGACGAAGUACAGAUGAUUGAGUUUUUUUGUUACUGAUGUAAGUACAACGACAUUGUACUAGUGACAAGAUGAGUGUUCGAAUGAGAAGUGUCAAUGUGCUAGCUACUAAGUGAAUGUGUGAGUAUGUACGACCAAAAGCCCCAAUGUAUACAGUUGAAAAGUCAACGUGGUGAUGGAAACAAAUAUGGGUACCUAGUACGAGACGAGAAACGUCUAGUUCUACAUAGGAAACGAAAGGAAGAGAAGAAAAUAGUCCGAGAUCGUCCGAAAAAAUUGCUGUGGAAAACGCAGCAAUGCGAGU